AUGGCUGCGACAAGGUUAGCGUGACGGUGAAAAACGUGACCUAAAUUUAGAUAUUGUAACCUCAGCAAAGCGUCAAAAUGCCGGCUAUCGAUGUACAGAUGCCUCUUGUGGAAGAGGAACAAACUGAUCCCGAAGAGCCAACCAAAGGUACUGUGUCCAAGCCAGUGAUAGGAAUCAUCUACCCGCCUCCUGAAGUCAGAAAUAUUGUUGACAAGACUGCCAGCUUUGUUGCCAGAAAUGGCCCAGAGUUCGAGAGCAGAAUUCGCCAGAAUGAAGUGAACAACCCGAAGUUCAACUUCCUGAACCCUGCUGAUCCGUACCAUGCGUAUUACCAACAUAAGGUCAAAGAAUUCAAGGAAGGGAAAGGCCAGGAACCACCAGCUCCCAAGCCUUCCCUGUUCCAGUCUAACCUAAAGAUAACCCAGGACAUUGUAAAGCCUAUCCAAGAGAUCAUUGUGCCCAAAGAUCCUCCGGCUGAGUUUGAGUUCAUCGCAGACCCGCCAUCCAUAUCAGCCUUUGACCUGGAUGUGGUCAAACUGACAGCGCAGUUUGUGGCCAGAAACGGACGUCAGUUUUUGACAAACCUGAUGAAUCGGGAACAGAGGAAUUACCAAUUUGACUUUCUCCGACCACAGCACAGUCUGUUCAACUAUUUCACCAAGCUUGUCGAACAGUACACCAAGAUUCUAAUUCCACCAAAGGAUUUGCUGAACAAACUGAAACAGGAGUCUGAAAAUCCCAAAGCCGUUUUAGAUGAGGUGAACUACAGAGUGGAAUGGGCCAAACACCAGGACAGGGAGAAAAGGAAGGAAGAAGAGGCUCAAGAGCGAGAGAGAGUUGCCUACGCCCAGAUUGAUUGGCAUGACUUUGUUGUUGUUGAAACAGUGGACUUUCAACCCAAUGAACAAGGUCAUCUUCCGCCUCCUACGUCUGCUGAGGAAGUAGGUGUUCGUGUCCUUCAGCAAGAACGCUUUGACAAAGGAGACUUUGAUGAUGCCGUGGAGAUGGAAGUGGAAUCUGAUGACGAAGAUGAAGGCGAGGUAUCUGAGAAUCGACGCCCCAAGGAUGUCAUGGAUAACACCCAAGUCCAGGACAUGGAAGAAGACUCUGAUGAUGAGAUGGAGAUAGAGAAGCAGGAUCGCCCCAAACCCCCGCCCCCACCCCCGUCUGACCUGCCCAACCCUCCUCCACUUCCCCCUACCCCUGAUCAGGUGGUAGUAAGGAAGGAUUACAACCCUAAAGCGCGUCCGGUUGCCCCAGAGCCCACUUCAGAUCAGUAUAUGAUAUCACCUAUCACAGGAGAGAAGAUUCCAGCUCACAAAGUGCAUGAGCACAUGAGGAUUGGGCUGCUGGAUCCCAAAUGGAUCGAGGAGCGCAACCGUUCCAUCCACGAGAAACGCGACCAGGAAGAGGUGUAUGCGCCUGGCUCAGCCAUCGAAGAAUCGCUGAAGCACCUCGCAGAAAGACGUACAGAUAUCUUUGGAUCUGGUGCCGAGGAAACUCAAAUUGGUAAAAAGAUCGGUGAGGAAGAAAAGAGAGAGAUCAAGGUGGUUUGGGAUGGACACACAGCCUCCAUGGAAAAAGUCACGCAAAAAGCCAGAGAGAACAUUUCUAUUGAGGACCAGAUUGCUGUCAUUCAUAAGGUCAAAGGUCUUGUGCCUGAUGAGGAAAAGGAGAAGAUUGGGCCGGCUAAACCCAACCAACCUCUUCUCCAGGCUCCUAAACCCCCUCCCCCUAUGACUUCUGAGUCUCUGCGUCCCCCCAAACCUCCGCCCCCCAUGCCUGCCCCUAUGCCCACCCCCAUGGCACCUCCUCCUAUGCCCCGCCCCCCAAUGAUGACCCAGCCAGUCAUGAUGAUGCCUCCACGUCCUCCAAUGCAGCCGUUCGCUCUUGGUUUGGCCCAGCCCCCCAUGCACCCUUCCAUGCACCAGGGCCAUGGUUUCCCACCCAUGCGGGGCCCCAUGCCCCACCCGGGUCCGCCACCAAAGACUAACCGGCCGCCCCCACCUCCCAUGGAGGAGGAGCCUGCCUCCAAGAAACAGAAGACGGAGGAAUCGCUGAUCCCAGAAGACGACUUCCUCAGGACUCACAAUGGUCCUGUGACGUUCAAAGUGCAGGUGCCUAAUCUUCCUGACAAACCGGAAUGGAAGUUGAAUGGACAGAUGUUGAACUUCACCCUGCCCCUUACAGACAAUGUGUCUGUGCUUAAGGCAAAGGUCAAUGAAGCCUUGGGAAUGCCAGCAGGAAAGCAGAAGCUCCAGUACGAGGGGAUUUUCAUCAAAGAUUCCAAUACUCUGGCUUACUACAACUUCCUCAAUGGAUCUUGUGUGUCACUACAACUCAAGGAGAGAGGAGGAAGAAAGAAGUAAACAGAAAUGUCAUCAUAGCGAGCUAGUGCACACGCACCCUGGUGAUAGGGGUACACGGCUCCCUCACUCAUGACAGGGCCUAUUAAUGCGAUCCUCACAACCUUGCAACGUAGCCAUCAAUCAAUCAAUCAGUCAGUCAAUCAAUCAGUUAUUGAGCUGUGUUACACAGCUUGUCAAAUUUUGAUUGAUCUCUGUUGUGGCAUCUGUAGUCCUUGCAGUUUAAUACAUGAACAUUUGUUCAUAUGCAUACAAGAACAUUUGUUCAUAUGCAAACAUGAACAUUUGUUCAUAUGCAAAUACUUGUUUCUGAGUUUGCUGCUUGUGUUCACUGAUUAAUCAGACAGGUGAAGGUGGCAAAGCUUUUGUUUUUUUUUUUCUUCAACAACUGCAGAAAAGGCCACAUUUUGAUUCUGGUUAUGGGGUAUAAAUUGUUUGCGGAUUUUCUUAGAGAUGUUCUUUGUUCAUUUGUCUGGGUUAGAAUUCUAAUGAGUUCAUAAUGAAAAAAAAAGACACACAUUAAACGCAUUGUUGAAGUGGACCCUGCUAACUGUUGAGUGAGUUAGUCUACGGCGCCCUCUACAUGUUCUCUGUUAAGCCAUCUUUAUUAUGUUAUUGUACAUGUACUUAUAAAAAGUGAAGUGAUUAUAGUGAUCUUAAUCUAAACAUCAUGAUUAACUUUUACCGCAUGGACGAUAUUAUCAGAUUAUAGGAUUAAGUGAACAUCCCAGAUACCGUUUACAGUGUAGAUGAUAUUAUCAGAUUGUAGGAUUAAGUGAACAUCCCAGAUACCGUUUACAGUGUAGACGAUAUUAUCAGAUUGUAGGAUUAAGUGAACAUCCCAGAUACCGUUUACAGUGUAGACGAUAUUAUCAGAGUAUUGGAUUAAGUGAACAUCCCAGAUACCGUUUACAGUGUAGACGAUAUUAUCAGAUUGUAGGAUUAAGUUUAGUUCAUGAAUGCUACAUGUGCAGCUCCUUUUCAAACUGCCAUGUGCGUAUGAUUUUAUAUAGGCGUGUAGACUUUCUUUUUUCUGUAGUGUUUUCAGCAGUGUGUGUUUUUAUUCACAUAUUCGUUCAUAUAAAGUCCAGUUGUUCAUACGGAAAUAUACCACAACCAUAUUUUGGUCUCACAAGUGUCCUGAUAGUUAGAGUCCUUCGGAUCUUGUAAAAAAAAAAAAAACAUAAGUAAAUAUGGGUUGUAGCUUUUAGAUUGCACUUGGUGUUUCCCCAAAUUCAUAGAUGUUAAAGACUGUAUCAUUCAUGUACAGUCAGUGGCCUGCCUGCAAUUAAAUAUA
Messenger RNA from Liolophura sinensis, 3663 nucleotides. RefSeq names its product splicing factor 3A subunit 1-like. The record is from RefSeq and is a predicted model, not a curated record. Gene Ontology annotation, biological process: regulation of alternative mRNA splicing, via spliceosome; mRNA cis splicing, via spliceosome. Lineage: Eukaryota; Metazoa; Mollusca; Polyplacophora; Chitonida; Chitonidae. Gene Ontology annotation, cellular component: U2 snRNP; catalytic step 2 spliceosome; U2-type prespliceosome. The coding region runs from base 78 to 2369 and encodes 763 amino acids. Gene Ontology annotation, molecular function: protein binding; RNA binding. The transcript has 20 exons.